Molecule: messenger RNA, 504 nt
Organism: Phycomyces blakesleeanus NRRL 1555(-)
Lineage: Eukaryota; Fungi; Mucoromycota; Mucoromycetes; Mucorales; Phycomycetaceae
Exons: 3
Coding region: 1-504 (167 amino acids)
Source: RefSeq, a predicted model, not a curated record
AUGGACAAUCUGAUAAGCCAGGGUCUGACCAGCAAGCCUAUCUUUGGUGUCUAUCUUGGAAAAUCUGGCACUAAUGAUGUUGGAGAUGAUAAAAAACUAUCAAUACAGUAUGUCUUUGGCGGUUGCAACUCUGAUCAUAUCAAUGGUAACUUAACUACUGUUCCUAUUGACAGUUCUGAUGAUAAUCUAGCCACUAUUUUUUUCUUUACUGAUGAUAUUGCCUUUAAUGCUACUAGCCUUUAUGACACAAGUGACAAUUAUUAUAGCGCUUACUCAAUUUCUUAUGACAUUUCUAGAUUUAAACCUGGGAAUUUGCUAUUUUGGGGUUCGACAUUCAAUGUACCUGCUUCAGACCUUACCUUUGAAGAGGAUAGUUUCACAUGCACUGCUAGUUUUGCUUAUGUUGAUAUGGACUUUACUUUUCUGAAAGUUGGAUUUAUCAAGAAGAACUAUCUUAUAAUUAGCCAGGAGAUUUCUGAGACUCACAUUGUUCCCAUCAAAUAA